Messenger RNA from Trichoderma reesei QM6a, 1626 nucleotides. RefSeq lists its product as uncharacterized. The transcript has 5 exons. The coding region runs from base 1 to 1626 and encodes 541 amino acids. Lineage: Eukaryota; Fungi; Ascomycota; Sordariomycetes; Hypocreales; Hypocreaceae. The record is from RefSeq and is a predicted model, not a curated record.
AUGGCAUUCAUGGAAGCCUACAAUGCUAGAGACAAUUUGAUGGCAACAAGUCUGUCUCCCGUCUACCAACGCGACGCCAACGACGAUCCUUCGUCCAAUUGGCACGAGCAUCGCCCCCCAUAUGUCCAUGACAGAACGACUCCCCACGGCACUCAGUCUUCUCCUUUUAUAAAGGAGCGCUAUGAAGACCGCUUCCCUUUCACAACUGCCGGAAACGCUCACCUCAGCGCCUGGUCACCCAACCCGAGCGCAGGGCCAGCCUGGUAUCCUUCAGAACCCUCUCCCAGCCUGCUACUCAACAGCGAAUAUGAGGGCGUCUCGGGGCCUUUUACCGCAUACGGCACUGACAACGUCAACAGCGAAUACGAAGCCCAGCUUCCCUGGCCAGAGUCGGACCCUUUUGCUUCUGAAUCCAAUGUUGAGGAAAUUAAUCCGUUUCAAGAUACCUACUACGCUUCUGGCGUGCUAAAUCAGAACCCUGACGCUCUUUACGACCCAGAAAUGGCCAUUCAGCCUUUCGCAGGGGAAGCGGGAGGCGUCAUGCAAGGCAGUUUGCCCCAGCAGUCGGUGUACGAAACAUCACCCGGCUUUGUCUCCUUCAGAAGACACAACGGACAGGGGGUCCCAGAAGAGCCGGUAAUGCCUUUGCAUGAUGCAGAAGGGCCAGUGCCAGGAUCCAUGGUUUUUGCUCAUCCCAGCCAGCCGCACUUGAACGUCUCAUCGCCACUAUCCGUCGUUUCCCCUCCGCGAUCUGCUGGCUCGUCCUCUCGCAAACGCAAUCACGCAGCAGCCGGCCUCGAAAAGAGUCCCGUCGCCCCCAAGAAGCGCGUCAUAAAGCCCCAGCUGACGGCAAAGGUCGACAACAGCGAGGAUUUCGAGAUUCAAAAGGACAGCGAGAUGGCUCCUACCAGAGUCUUCCAGGGUUACUUUCAGAACUGUGAUGUAGCGAGGAAGAAGCUUCAGAGGCUUCUGGAGUUGUAUCGAAAGCCCAAGGAGAACUGCAGCUACCCGUCCAACGACGAGACAUUUCCCGUUACCGAUGAAGACAAGAUCGGCUACAUCAAGAACCUUUUCGACGCCAUCAACGACUGGUCAAAUUUUAGAGAAUGGUCGCAAGCUCUGAAGACGGAGGAUCGAAAUCGAAUCAUUGAUCGUUUGCGACGCAGACACGCUGGGAGUGACAAUGCUGAAGUGGAUAUUUCGUUGGACGACAUGAGGCCCAGUCCGCAGGAGCUUGAGGCCAUUCUGCCGCCUCUUGAGAUGCAGCAGAAGAAGAUCUUGGGACGCUUGCUCAGCGACCAGACGGUCGAAUGGCUAUGUUGGGAGCUCAUUGAAGCUUACGAAUCGUUUGCGCAGCGCAUAGAGGCCAUGUGCUAUGCUUUGCGGCUCGUCAAGUCACUCUUGUCCGCGGGUGAUGGCUGGAAGCUCCGCAUCGCCAACAACCCCCAGGGGGAACUUGGACACAAGGGCAACAACAUGAAGGUGAACAUGAACAAGAACCGAAAGCUCCGGCAGAUCACCCAGGGCACUCGCACCACCACGCGGCAGAAGCCCGCCCCUAAGCCGGCAUCAAAGCCAACUCCUAAACAGUCGCAGAAACAGGCACAGAAGCAAGCACAGAAAUAA